GCAUAUACUCGGGAAUUAGAUUAUGACGUUAAAAACAAACAUGGAGCUGUCGACAUGGGGUUGUUAGUCUUUUUAGGGAUAAACAUUCGUUUUAUUGUUUGAACUAAUGUUGACAAUAAUGGGAACCAAUAGAGUUCACGUUCUGUGUUCGUUGUUGUCAGUUUUAUUUCUUUGCCCGUCCUUGUCAGGUCGAACAGAGGCGGUAAAGUCUUCGGACGUGUAUGAGAGAAAUGACAAGGGAAUGGACGCUCUUCACAAGGAUUAUUCUCUGUCUGACAGCAAGCUUUCAUCAACCAAGCAUGACAUUGAAGAGGCUCGCGAUUUACCCGAUAGACCCGAAGACAUCGCGGCUGUCAGCAAGACAAAUGACACAGAAAUCCACGCAAAUGAUUCAGUCCACUCCACAGCAUUGUCAACCAAGCCAACAAUGCCAGCACCCCCAAAUCCCAAGGCCAUUCUACCUGCGCAAACGGGGGUCCAGGCGCAAGAAGAAGAACAGUCCAAUGGGUUGACCAUAUUCUUUAGCCUUCUAGUCAUUGGUAUCUGCAUCAUCUUGGUUCAUCUGCUUAUUAAGUUCAAGCUACAUUUUCUUCCAGAGAGUGUUGCGGUUGUGUCACUUGGGAUUCUAAUGGGAGGAUUCAUUAAGAUCAUUGAGUUCCAAGAAUUGGCCAACUGGAAGGAGGAGGAAAUGUUCCGACCCAAUAUGUUCUUUCUUUUGCUCCUGCCGCCCAUCAUCUUUGAAUCAGGAUACUCUUUACAUAAGGGUAACUUCUUCCAGAACAUUGGCUCCAUCACCCUGUUUGCAGUGAUUGGUACGGCUAUCUCUGCCUUCAUCGUAGGAGGAGGCAUCUACUUCCUCGGACAAGCAGAUGUGAUCUACAAGAUGACCAUGACAGAUAGUUUUGCCUUUGGCUCACUCAUCUCCGCUGUAGACCCCGUCGCUACCAUCGCCAUCUUUAAUGCGCUCAACGUGGACCCCGUCCUGAACAUGUUGGUGUUUGGUGAAAGCAUCCUUAAUGAUGCGGUCUCUAUCGUCCUCACAAACACUGCAGAGGGCUUCUUUUCCCGCUCCGACACAAGCACAGGCUGGGAGACAUUUCUGCAAGCAGUGUCAUAUUUCCUCAAAAUGUUCUUUGGUUCUGCUGCCUUGGGGACCCUCACAGGACUCAUCUCUGCUCUUUUCCUAAAACACUUUGACUUGAGGAAGACUCCCUCUCUAGAGUUUGGAAUGAUGAUCAUUUUUGCUUACCUUCCCUACGGCCUGGCAGAGGGUAUUUCACUGUCUGGAAUUAUGUCCAUCCUGUUUGCUGGAAUCGUGAUGUCUCAUUACACCCAUCACAAUCUGUCUCCUGUCACCCAGAUCCUCAUGCAGCAGACACUACGCUCAGUGGCCUUUAUGUGCGAGACCUGCGUCUUUGCUUUCCUCGGUCUAUCCAUCUUCAGCUUCCCUCACAAAUUUGAAAUAUCUUUUGUUAUUUGGUGCAUUGUGCUGGUUCUUCUGGGUCGUGCCGUCAACAUUUUCCCUCUGUCAUUCCUCCUUAACUUUUGCAGAGAUCACAAGAUCACACCCAAGAUGAUGUUUAUCAUGUGGUUCAGUGGUUUGAGAGGUGCUAUCCCGUAUGCUCUGAGCCUGCAUCUUGGCCUGGAGCCAAUCGAGAAGCGGCAACUGAUCGGCACCACCACUAUCAUCAUCGUGCUCUUUACUAUCCUUCUCCUCGGGGGUGGCACCAUGCCACUCAUCCGCAUCAUGGAUAUUGAAGAUAGCCAGUCACGGCGCAAGAAUAAGAAGGACAUCAAUCUGAGCAAGACGCAAAAAAUGGGGAAUACCAUUGAGUCGGAGCAUCUAUCAGAACUGACAGAGGAGGAAUAUGAGGCUCACAUACACCAGCGACAGGAUCUGAAGGGCUUCAUGUGGCUUGAUGCUAAGUACCUUAACCCCUUCUUCACCCGAAGGCUCACCCAGGAGGACCUGAUGCACGGACGGAUCCAGAUGAAGACUCUAACCAACAAGUGGUAUGAAGAAGUUCGUCAGGGUCCCUCGGGUUCAGAGGACGACAAUGACGAGGCAGAGCUUCUGUGAAGUGAACACCACACGGAAAUACAAAGCGCUCACGUAUUCCGUAGCAUGUGAGAGACAGACUUGCGUCACAUGCACUACCCUUUUUUCUUUUUUUUUUAACUGCCUCCAUGAUUGUGUGAAGAAUUUGCUCUGGGGUCUGUUCCAUCAUGAGGAAGUUCAGACAAUCUGCACUAGCAAACACUGGGAGGCAAACUAAUUCUGUGAAAAGGAUUGUUCCUUACUUGAAUGCCACAUUGUCUGCAGCAUAAUAAACAGUUGAUUCAGUUCACUGGACAGAAUAUGAGAAGUUCUGUGCAUUUGCCCCUCGUGAAGGGACAGACUCUUUGAAUGUAAAGAAAUAUAAGGAACACCUUGACUUUUUUAUACUGGUUCUGCUUUAUUCAAAGUUUACUUUGUGUCAGGUGAACAAUGUGCAAUAGUGCCAUUUUAUAUUGUAUUCAUUUAUAUUUCUGUCCAGAUUUCUUCCUUUAUAUGCACCCACUGAUUAUUUGAAGCUUACAGAAUGAGGAUGUAAUGUCAAAAGUGCCACAAUGCACACAGCAGCUCUUUGGCAACUAAAGAAUAAAGAGAAGUGUGUGGGGGGGGGGGGGGGGGGCGUUUCAGGCUCAUUAGAAUAUGCUAUAAUUUGUGAUUCUGGCUCCCAGACGACAUGGUCAAUGUUUGUUUAUAUCCCCGGCAAGAUUGCUGUACUUACACUGAGCUUUAAUUACAACUGGAAUUGUGGAGAGUUUACUGUGCAUCGUUAAGGUCAUCUCAAAUGAAUGUCUUUAUUUAAAUGUUUGUGUGUUGAUUCUGGGUUUCAGUGCUUUUUUUACAAUCACCUCAUGGAGUGAGUCAAUAAAAAAUGUCAUAAAUCAA
Molecule: messenger RNA, 2938 nt
Organism: Syngnathus typhle (broad-nosed pipefish)
Lineage: Eukaryota; Metazoa; Chordata; Actinopteri; Syngnathiformes; Syngnathidae
Gene: slc9a8
Product: solute carrier family 9 member 8
Exons: 16
Coding region: 107-2080 (657 amino acids)
Biological process (GO): sodium ion transport; regulation of pH; proton transmembrane transport
Cellular component (GO): Golgi apparatus; membrane
Molecular function (GO): sodium:proton antiporter activity
Source: RefSeq, a predicted model, not a curated record